CGCUGAGCUCCUGCCUGGGUCCCCUCCUUUGGAGUGUCCUUGGUGAUCUCUGAAGGAAUCAGAAUGAGUCUCCCCUCAGUUUUCUUGAUGCCCCUUGGGCUCUGGCUGAGUUUUUCCCCCACCCAGGUACAAGUUGGACAGAUUUCAGGGUCUUGUGAUACCUGGCCGGGCCACUGGGGGGCCCUGGGCCAGAAGACUGAGGAGCUUGGAGCCCUGAUGUCCCAUCUGCCGCACCAUCCUGCGGUCAGGAGCUGGCUGCUGGAGCAAAGCAGAGAAGACGCCUCAGGACAGGAGGAAGAGGCUUACCCCGUGGAAACUGAACAGGGCCUAGCCCACCCGAGGGCCCUCCCGCAGCUGGCUCCAGUCCUCUGUCACUGGGCCACACCGAUCUUCAGCACCAGAGCUGUGCCCCCUUCAAGCCGACAUCCUUUCCUCGUUUUUCCUUUCCGUCUCAGUGAAAGCUUUUGCCUCCCAGGCACAGCGAUCCUCCUGCCUCAGCCUUCCCAGUGCUUGGAUUACAGGUGUGCACCACCACGCCCGGCUUCUCUGCUUUCAUUUCGAUGUCCAAAGCAGCGCUCACAGCCCGAGAUCAGUCGCAGCCCUUGGGCUGCAGACCCUGUGCCGCAGGCUCCGCUGACCCCUCUACACUGGGAGAGCAACAGAGGCUCAGAGAGGGCCAGAAACACACCAAGAACUCACAGCAGAGCCUGGCAGAACUGCACGGGGCCCAAGCUGUGCACUUCCAUCCCAGCCCUGGUGUGUGCCAACCUCACGCCGGCCUGCGUCUGGCCUCCCAGUGCCCGGGAGCCUCCCUGGAGAUAAUGAAUGGUGGUUCCUAUGCUCAGCCUGCAGGCAAGCAAUGCUCAGUAAAUACUACGUCCUCCUCCUUCCCCGGCCUGCAGCGUGGUUAACUUAGGGCCACUGGUGCAGGUGGAGGUGGGGAUGGGGUGGCAGCUGUGUGACCUUUUGUGCUCCCUGAGUCCCACCCUGGCCAGGGAUAUUGGGCUGGGACUUGGGUUGCCAGAUUGGAGCCAGGUGCACAGCCCCCACAAAAGGCAGACCCCAAGUACUGUAGCUGCUAAUGCAGACGGUUCUGAUACCCUGAGCUGUCCCUAAGAAGGCUGCUCGAGGUGGGGAGUGACAGCCCUGGCCAGGACCCGGGACAUCAGGGUCAGCUCUGAUCUGAGCUGCUGCGCUCUGUGACAUUGGGCAGGUCACUUCCGGUCCCUGGUCCUCACCAUAUUCCUACCCUACCGAAGGGGAGAGUUACGCCGACUCCUCCCGAUGGUCCCGUCGAGGCUGCGGCCUCCAGCCUUACACAGGAGCUAUGGCCCAAGCCAAAGCUGAACCUC
Fukomys damarensis (Damara mole-rat) is the source of this 1352-nucleotide messenger RNA. RefSeq lists its product as uncharacterized. Bases 64 to 822 code for a protein of 252 amino acids. NCBI's taxonomy places the organism in Eukaryota, Metazoa, Chordata, Mammalia, Rodentia, Bathyergidae. The transcript has 5 exons. The record is from RefSeq and is a predicted model, not a curated record.